AUGACGGAACGUAUCGGCGAAGAACUUUUUAAUGAAUUAUACGCGGAUAGUUUAUCUGAUUGUCCGAGUGAUUUCGAAAUAAAUUGUAGUGAUUCCGAAAGUGAUGAAUCUGACAUUAUACCACCAAAACGACAAAAAAGAAAUGCUAUAGAAUCCGAUAGUGAAAGUGAAUUUGAAGAUUGGAAUGAAAAUGACUUUACACCUUCUUUGGAGGAUUAUUCAAACAUUUCGGGUGUAACCGUUGAAUUAAGUGACACACCGAGCAUUAGUGAAGUAACGGAUUUAUUUUUUGAUAACGACUUUUUUCAUUUAGUUGUUUCUCAAACCAAUUUAUAUCACUUCCAAACGAAAGAAUUGCAUAAAAAUUCUGUUAAAACUUUACCAUGGACAGAAGUUACAACAAACGAUAUGAAGAAGUUUCUUGGGUUAUUGAUAUUGAUGGGGCAAACUAAAAAAGCUUAUUGGAGAGAUUACUGGUCAACGGACCCUUUGGUUGAAGCACCAAUAUUCCCUAAAAACUAUGAGCAGGAUGAGGUUCGAACAAAUCCUUACAUUUUUCCAUCUCAGUGA
Messenger RNA from Anastrepha ludens (Mexican fruit fly), 570 nucleotides. Its product is annotated as piggyBac transposable element-derived protein 1-like. The record is from RefSeq and is a predicted model, not a curated record. Lineage: Eukaryota; Metazoa; Arthropoda; Insecta; Diptera; Tephritidae. Bases 1 to 570 code for a protein of 189 amino acids. The transcript has a single exon.